AUGGCCGAACCCGCGCCAAAACGUCGCAAAACAACUCUCCACGCUCUAGGCUCCAACGGCAACUACCAACUCGGUUUCUCCCAUACACAAGACACCUCUACACCCACUAAAUGCGUUUUCCACGAUAAAAACAUAACACUCAACCAUGUUCCACUAGCUGAGCAUGAGGAGGUCAAGAAGAUAGUCACGGGAGGUAAUCACACGCUUCUACUGACUAAUCUGGGACGGGUGUGGAGUGCUGGGCUGAAUGAUACUGGGCAGAGGGGUUUGGUGGCGCCGGAAGAGUUAGGAAUUCAAAAUGGAUUGAGUGCUGGGGAGAGGUCGGAUACUGCUUUCUCCAGUGGUGAUGUGGGAUUCGGCGGAUGGAGAUUAUUAUCCUGGACUGGGGCGCAACAUCUCCAGCGAGAUACUGGUCGUGAUCACACGGCCUAUGUAACGGACCUGGCUGCCACGUGGACAGCGUCAUAUUUGGUGCUUGACAAUACGAGUGUUUACAGCUGUGGCAGUGGGCAGAAGGGCGAACUCGGCUUAGGAAAAGAUGUGGUAGCUUCGACUACACCGAAGAGGUGCUUCGACCUGCAAGACGUCGAACCUGGGGAGUCGACUACGGUCAAGCAGAUUGCAGGUUGCAUGAGCCAUGCCGUUGUUCUAAGCACGAGCGGGAAGCUAUAUGGUUGGGGCGCGAGUAGAAAAGGACAACUUGGCCAGGUCAUGAGGGAGACAAAAGUAAGCUGGACACCGAGGAGGGUAGAUCUGGGCUUGACGGAUGGUGAGGAAUGGCCAGUGGAUCAGGUCUGCGCAGGUCGAGACUUUACAUUCGUGGUCGGACGUCGUAGUCAAGAGCAAUAUUUCCUAGGAGAUGCAAGUAAGCUUGGCAUUGAGCUGCCAUUACCUCUGACAGAAUCGACUGAGAAGCGUGAGCAUGGCGUAAAUAUUCAUGCAGGCUGGACAUCCAUCACGGUCUUGUCUUCGAACGGCACUGCUCAAGCUUUUGGGAAGUCUCCUCAAGGUUUCGUCAAGAACCUUGUUCGAGCACGUACACUUCACAACAUAGCUUCCAUGGCUGUAGGGAGUGAGCAUUGUCUGGCGAUUUCGGAUGAUGGAGAUGUGCUAGCAUCAGGCUGGAAUGAGCACGGAAAUUGUGGUGAUGAGAAUGACCUUGAUGCUGUGGACAAUGCGCAGCAAGCGAACACGAUUUGGCACAAUAAGGCGAACCACAGAACUAUUGGUGUUGCUGCUGGAUGUGCUACCAGUUUCAUUUUGACGGAGUCGAUUGCAGUUGACGAAACAGAGAACGGCUGA
Lithohypha guttulata is the source of this 1302-nucleotide messenger RNA. RefSeq names its product alpha tubulin suppressor (gene ATS1). NCBI's taxonomy places the organism in Eukaryota, Fungi, Ascomycota, Eurotiomycetes, Chaetothyriales, Trichomeriaceae. The transcript has a single exon. Bases 1 to 1302 code for a protein of 433 amino acids. The record is from RefSeq and is a predicted model, not a curated record.